UCGAGUAGAGAGGGAGACGGCUUUCGUAGCGCUCCUUGGCGCCCCCCCCGACCUCGAAGAAGACCCCUGAAGCGCAAAGAUGGUCCUCUCUGACGACGAGCUCGCGCAGAUCACCGCGCUCAUCUCGGACUCGGGCGACGACGCCGUCGGGGCGAGCUCGGACGUGCACUGGCUCCUGUACUGCGGCGUCCUCGUCUUUCUGAUGCAGGCGGGUUUCGCCAUGCUCUGCGCCGGGUCCAUCCGCGCGAAGAAUGCGCAGAACAUCCUGCUCAAGAACCUCAUGGACGCGUGCGUCGGCGCGACGUGGUUCUGGGCGACGGGCUACGCGUUCGCGUACGGGUCCGACUCGUCCGGCGGCAACUGGUUCAUCGGCGGGAACAAGUACUUCUUCCUCUCCAACGGCUACGAGGGCGACAGCGGCUUCCACGACUGGUUCUUCCAGUUCGCCUUCGCGGCGACGGCGGCGACGAUCGUCUCCGGCGCCGUCGCGGAGCGGUGCUCCAUGGGCGCGUACGCGGGCUACAGCGCGGUCCUCACGGGCUUCGUCUACCCCGUGGUCGUCCACUGGAUCUGGAGCGGCGACGGCUUCCUCACGGCCUUCGUGCCCGAGGGCAAGACGGCCUGGCUCAAGGUCGGCGUCGUCGACUUCGCGGGCUGCGGCGUCGUCCACAUGGUCGGCGGCGCGGCCGCGGGCAUCGGCGCGGCGAUCCUCGGGCCGCGCCUCGGCCGCUUCGGCCCGAACGCGAAGCCCAUCAACGGCCACUCCAUGCCCCUGGUGGUCCUGGGCACGUUCCUCCUCUGGGUCGGGUGGUACGGCUUCAACCCGGGGUCGACGCUCUGCAUCGUCGGCUGCGACGCCGUCGCGGCCAAGGUCGCGGUGACGACGACGCUCGCGGCGGCCGCCGGCGGCCUCACGAACCUCUUCCUCCACUACGCGCUCUCCCACGUCUACGACGUCGGCGAGAUGUGCAACGGCGUCCUCGCGGGGCUCGUGUCCAUCACGUCCGCGUGCGCGGUCGUCGAGCCCUGGGCCGCGGUCGUCAUCGGCUUCGUCGGCGCGUUCGUCUACACGGGGGGCAGCUUCCUCCUCGUGAAGCUCGAGAUCGACGACGCGGUCAACGCGACGCCCGUGCACUACUUCGCGGGCGCGUGGGGCCUGCUCGCGCCCGCGCUCUUCGCGCGGCCCUACAACAUGCGCGCGGCCUACGGCAACGCGGACCGCGCGGGCCUCUUCUACACGGGCGACGGCUCCAUGCUCGCCUGCCAGGUCGUCGCGCUGCUCCUCAUCACGGCCUGGGUCGCGGCGACGAUGACGCCCUUCUUCCUCUUGAUGAACGCGCUGGGCAUCUUCCGCGUGUCGCGCGAGUUCGAGGAGGCCGGCCUCGACGAGUCGAAGCACGGCGGCAGCGCCUACGGCAUCGAUUUCAAGGAAUUCAAGGAGGUCGAGAUGCAGAUCAAGACCGAGCUCGAGGCUUGACGGUCGUGAUCCCCCCUCCCCGCCCCGCUCCUCAAUCGAAACCCCCCCGCGUUCAGCGCGAGGAAGCUAUGCCCCGAAAAAGCGGACGCGCGCCGAUCGAAGAUCCUCCGUGCUCGACCACAGGAAGCCCCCUCCCCCAACGCGCCGACGCGCGUCGACUUGCCUGCUCCCCCUGCGCGGAGGUGAAAGUCCUUUUCACGUGAAAGUGGAGAGGCAGCACUCCUCCAAUUGUACUUCGUACUUGUCACCCUAAGUCUCUCAAG
This is a messenger RNA of Aureococcus anophagefferens, 1740 nucleotides long. RefSeq lists its product as hypothetical. Bases 80 to 1477 code for a protein of 465 amino acids. The record is from RefSeq and is a predicted model, not a curated record. Gene Ontology annotation, cellular component: membrane. The transcript has a single exon. Gene Ontology annotation, molecular function: ammonium channel activity. Lineage: Eukaryota; Pelagophyceae; Pelagomonadales; Pelagomonadaceae. Gene Ontology annotation, biological process: ammonium transmembrane transport; ammonium homeostasis.